This is a messenger RNA of Alligator mississippiensis (American alligator), 2143 nucleotides long. It is a transcript of the gene TOP6BL, whose product is annotated as TOP6B like initiator of meiotic double strand breaks. Bases 217 to 1866 code for a protein of 549 amino acids. The record is from RefSeq and is a predicted model, not a curated record. The transcript is spliced from 16 exons. Gene Ontology annotation, biological process: meiotic DNA double-strand break formation; reciprocal meiotic recombination. NCBI's taxonomy places the organism in Eukaryota, Metazoa, Chordata, Crocodylia, Alligatoridae.
GUGUACUGGGGAGACGAGAGAGGCACGGCGUCAGCAGCCUCCUGCUUCCCCAGCCCCGAGCCCACGGCCUGGGCUGCACCAGCCCAGCCCCAGGGGGACCAGAUGCCCAUCGCCCCUGGCACCUGGGCUCUGGCACCUGCCUGGCCUGGCUGGGACCCCCCAGCCCCCACUCCUUAACUCCCCGCUCCGCUCUGCUGCCGCUCAGGUGGGGCCCCUAUGCCCGCUCCCGGCUCUGCCUGCUGGGGCAGGGCAACAGAUGCCAGGGGGUGCCCCCCGACCCCUCUUACCUUCCUGAAGAAGACACCUGGGGGGAGAAGGAGAUGGGUCGUGGAGCAGCUCCUGGUACGGCUGGGCCCCGACCAGGCGGGAGGCUGGCUGGCGCUGUGCACUGAGGCCCGGGACACAGCCCUGGGCAGGAGCCAGCUCCAGUGCGUGACCAGUGUUGCCGCCCAAGGUCCCUUUGGUGCCCGGAGCCUUGGCGAGCAAGUCUGGAGAGACGCGGGCGGGCGGCUGGCCGAGCUCCCUGUGCAGUGGAUCAGCCCACGGGACGCCCGUGCGUGCUGCCACGAGCUGCUGGCUCCCGACGCGCUCCGGCUGGCCUUCCAGGUGGAGGAGGAGCCUGGGGAGCUACGAGCCGCCUGCCAGGCCCUGCAAAGCUUCAUCCACCGGGUCAGCCUCCUGCGUCCCAAGAUGAGGUUUCACUACUGCGUGAACGUGCAAGGCGCCAUCUCUGCCCAGACCUACUGCGAGCCAUCACAAGCUGGCGUGUGUGUCCUGAACGGGACUGAGCUCGUGGCUGACUGGAGGCAUUAUAUACAGCCAGGGCCCCCCGGUACCCCUGUGCCCUGCAGGAAGCUGCACCCGGUGCUGGGCCGUGCUACCCGCCUGCUGCUCCCUGCUGCGGUGGCUGAGGCCGGCAUCAGCGGGGAGCUGAGCCUUGUGCCAGCCGCUGCCUUGUGCCCCUGCCUGCGGCCGCUGCCCAACCAGCCCGCCCAGCUCAACACCGUCUCUGUAUUUUGCUACGACCCAGCUGGGCUGCCCCUGCCGGCCACGUUCCUCAGAGACCCGGCGCACCUGGCAGACUGGGAGAGACAUGGCUACGUGGCCACACCAGAUCCAGGGCCAGACCCCAAAGAAGGCCUCGCCAGGCCAGACGCCGGCUACCUGCUGCAUCGGGGCGGCGGGGAUGCUGCGGAGCCGGGUGCGCAGCCCCAGACCCUGCUGCUCUUCCUGCUGCUGCGCUACGCAGACCCCUUCCAGGACCCGCCGGUCUGCGAUGCCCGGACCCAGCAGGUGCUCGUGUCCCACGUGGAGCAGAUCCUGGGGUGCAGCGCAGGGGCAGUGAGGGAGGCCGUGCAGGGGGUCGUGGAUGCCGCGCUGGAGGAGGAUGCCCACAGGCAGAGGAGCCAACGCCGGCUGUGCCAGGCCCUGCCUGUGGUCUUGGAGGCCGUGUCCAGCGUGGUGAGCAGCAGCACCAGCGCCCGCUUCCGGAGGGCUUGUCUGCAGAGCUGGCAGGUCUCAGAUACCCCGGAGCUGGUGGUGGCGCUGAGCGGGGCCCUGACGGGCGUCACACGGAGGCGGCGCCUGCCCCGCAGCUCCUGCACUGACCCAGGGCCCCCAUGGGCUGGGUCCCCCCCAGGGCAGCCACCCUUACCAGAGGAAGCAUCCAGGGACAUUGGGACCCCCAGAUCUGAGCCAGCGGGAGAAGCUGCAGGGGCAGGACCAGAGCCCAAGCAGAGCAGGAGGGCAAGCGGGACUCCGGAGCAGGGCCAAAGCAGGGACGGAGCUGGGAGCAGCCAGGAUCUGAGUCAGGCCGACGAGCUGUGGCUGCAGGAGACGCGGAGCCUGUCCGAGUGGGCGUCCUAACGCGCCCCGACUCCCCCAGCCCUGCCCCUGCCCCUGCCCCCGCCCCCGCGCGCCCAAUAAAGAGCAUUGCCCGCGGGCUGUCAGCGGCAUCACUGCUGGGGUGCAGGGCAGGAGCGGGCGGGACCCCCCAGCCUCCUCCCCCGCAGGGGCCGGCGGCUGGGCUGGGGCGGCAGAGGAGAGCGCGAGGGGGCGGCGUGGGGGCUGGCGAUGGGGUCGGGGCAGCGGCAGGCGGCGGAGGCGUGGGGGUGCGCGGCGGGGGGCCCUGGAGGCGGCAGGG